Molecule: messenger RNA, 2178 nt
Organism: Nyctereutes procyonoides (raccoon dog)
Lineage: Eukaryota; Metazoa; Chordata; Mammalia; Carnivora; Canidae
Gene: DDX4
Product: DEAD-box helicase 4
Exons: 21
Coding region: 1-2178 (725 amino acids)
Biological process (GO): gamete generation; cell differentiation
Cellular component (GO): P granule; nucleus
Molecular function (GO): ATP binding; RNA binding; RNA helicase activity
Source: RefSeq, a predicted model, not a curated record
AUGGGAGAUGAAGAUUGGGAAGCAGAAAUAAUCAAACCUCAUAUGCCUUCCUAUGUUCCUGUAUUUGAAAAGGAUAGGUAUUCUUCUGGAGCAAAUGGAGACACUUUUAACAGGACUACAGCUUCAUCAUCGGAAAUGAAUGAUGGACCUUCUCGAAGAGAUCAUUUCAUGAGAGGUGGAUUUCUCUCAGGGAGGAGUAUGGGAAACAGAGAUGCUGGUGAGUCUAAUAAAAGAGAGAAUACAUCUACAAUGGGUGGUUUUGGAGUUGGAAAGAGUUUUGGAAACAGAGGUUUUUCAAAUAAGUUUGAAGAAGGUGAUAGCUCUGGUUUCUGGAGAGAAUCUAAUAAUGACUGUGAAGAUAAUCAAACACGGAACAGAGGAUUUUCCAAAAGAGGCGGCUUUCAAGAUGGAAAUGAUUCAGAAGCUUCAGGGUCAUCUAGAAGAGGUGGAAGAGGUAGUUUCCGAGGUUGCCGUGGAGGAUUUGGUCUAGGAAAUCCAAAUAGGGAAUAUGAACAAGAUGAGGGAACACAGCGCACUGGUGGCCCUUUUGGUUCUAGAAGACCAGUAUUAAGUGGUGCAGGUAAUGGUGACACUUACCAAAGCAGAAGUGGCAGUGGAAGUAGACGAGGUGGUUACAAAGGUUUAAAUGAAGAAGUAAUAACAAGCUCUGGAAAAAAUUCUUGGAAAUCGGAAGCUGAAGGAGGAGAAAGUGGUGACACUCAAGGACCAAAGGUUACCUACAUACCACCUCCUCCACCUGAGGAUGAGGACUCCAUCUUUGCACAUUAUCAGACAGGCAUAAACUUUGACAAAUAUGAUACUAUUCUUGUAGAAGUAUCUGGACAUGAUGCACCACCAGCAAUUCUGACUUUUGAGGAAGCUAAUCUCUGUCAGACACUGAAUAACAACAUUGCUAAAGCUGGUUAUACUAAGCUUACUCCUGUGCAAAAAUACAGUAUUCCUAUUAUAUUAGCAGGACGAGAUUUGAUGGCUUGUGCUCAGACAGGAUCUGGAAAGACUGCAGCUUUUCUCUUGCCAAUUUUGGCACAUAUGAUGCGUGAUGGAAUAACAGCCAGUCGUUUUAAAGAGCUGCAGGAACCAGAGUGUAUUAUUGUAGCACCAACUCGAGAAUUGAUCAAUCAGAUUUAUCUGGAAGCCAGAAAAUUUUCUUUUGGGACCUGUGUAAGAGCUGUUGUUAUAUACGGAGGAACCCAGUUGGGGUAUUCAAUUCGACAAAUAGUACAAGGCUGUAAUAUAUUGUGCGCUACUCCUGGGAGACUGAUGGAUAUCAUAGGUAAAGAAAAGAUUGGUCUCAGACAAGUCAAAUACUUAGUUUUGGAUGAAGCUGAUCGCAUGCUGGAUAUGGGUUUUGGACCAGAAAUGAAGAAGUUAAUUUCCUGCCCUGGAAUGCCAUCAAAGGAACAACGUCAAACCCUUAUGUUUAGUGCAACUUUUCCAGAAGAAAUUCAAAGGUUGGCUGGGGAGUUUUUAAAGUCGAAUUAUUUGUUUGUUGCUGUUGGACAAGUGGGUGGAGCAUGUAGAGAUGUUCAGCAGACCAUUCUCCAAGUUGGCCAGUACUCAAAAAGAGAAAAACUUGUCGAAAUUCUACGAAACAUAGGUGAUGAAAGAACUAUGGUUUUUGUUGAGACUAAGAAAAAAGCAGAUUUUAUUGCUACUUUUCUUUGUCAAGAAAAAAUAUCAACAACAAGUAUUCAUGGUGACCGAGAACAGAGAGAGAGAGAGCAAGCUCUUGGAGAUUUUCGUUGUGGGAAGUGUCCAGUUCUUGUUGCUACUUCAGUAGCUGCCAGGGGGCUAGAUAUUGAAAAUGUUCAACACGUUAUCAAUUUUGAUCUUCCUUCUACUAUUGAUGAAUAUGUUCAUCGAAUUGGACGUACUGGUCGUUGUGGAAAUACUGGCAGAGCUAUUUCCUUUUUUGAUCCUGAAUCAGAUAACCAUUUGGCACAACCUUUAGUGAAAGUACUGUCAGAUGCUCAACAGGAUGUUCCUGCAUGGUUGGAAGAAAUUGCCUUUAGUACAUAUGUUCCUGGCUUCAGUGGUAGUUCAAGAGGAAAUGUAUUUGCAUCAGUUGAUACUAGAAAGGGCAGGAGCACUUUGAACACAGCAGGGUUUUCUUCUUCACAAGCUCCCAAUCCAGUAGACGAUGAGUCAUGGGAUUAA